Planococcus citri (citrus mealybug) is the source of this 2250-nucleotide messenger RNA. It is a transcript of the gene eas, whose product is annotated as ethanolamine kinase 1. The transcript has 7 exons. Gene Ontology annotation, molecular function: ethanolamine kinase activity. The record is from RefSeq and is a predicted model, not a curated record. The coding region runs from base 229 to 1257 and encodes 342 amino acids. Lineage: Eukaryota; Metazoa; Arthropoda; Insecta; Hemiptera; Pseudococcidae. Gene Ontology annotation, biological process: phosphatidylethanolamine biosynthetic process. Gene Ontology annotation, cellular component: cytoplasm.
UGGGUUUUCAUUUCAGUUUUUACUUCAGUUUCCAUUGUAUCAGUCGUAUUUGCGUACAGUUGCAGAUUGGUGCAUUAUUUAAUUGCUAAUAAACGUUCACCGGUACUUAGUGAUUAAUUUGUAUUAAUAAUUGCAAUUACAAUAGCGUAAAGAUCGUUCGAGUGUUUCGUAAAGUUGACGCCGUUAUCACGCUUAUCACUGAGAAACCGAACAAUAUUUUUAUAAAAGAUGAUGGAAGUGAAACAUUUCGCUAUACAUAUUGACAAUACGCAUUUGCCCAAAGCGGCGUUAAAGAUAAUAAAAAAUAUUCGUCUAGAUUGGAAGGCUGAAGAUGUACGAUUCAAGGUUUUUACCGAUGGUAUCACAAAUAAACUAAUCGGAUGCUAUUGCCUUAAUGAUCCCGAUGACAUUAUGCUCGUUCGAGUAUACGGCGAAAAAACCGAUCUAUUCAUCGAUAGACUCGUCGAAGUACAAAAUUUCAAACUUAUGAGUAGCAAAGGCUACGCCCCGAAGCUAUUUGCUACGUUCGACAAUGGCAUGGUGUACAGCUACAUUCCUGGCGACGUAUUAAACGUAACUAGCUGCAAAGAUGCAUCAAUCUAUCCACUAGUGGCAACCAUGUUAGCAAAAAUGCAUAAGCUGAGUUAUGACUCGAACGUGCCAAAGAUACCGCUCGUGUGGGACAAAUGUAAAUGUUUCAUCGAUCUUAUACCAGACCAGUAUUCGAGCACUGAUAAACAAUUACGAUUUAGUAAAAAUUUCCCCGGCGGUAAGAGUUUCCUAAAAGAGGAACUAGAAGAAUUAAAGAGGACAUUAGAAAACGUCAGUAAUCCGGUGGUGUUCUGUCAUAAUGAUUUAUUAUUGGCUAAUAUUAUACAUCGUAAUAAUUCAGUCACUUUUAUCGAUUACGAAUACGCUGGUUAUAAUUAUCAGGCUUUCGAUAUUGCUAAUCAUUUCGCCGAAUUUGCCGGCGUAUCCGAGUUCGAUUGUACGUUAUAUCCAUCGGAAGAAUUCCAACUGGAUUGGUUAAGAAAAUACUUAAAAGAGUAUUCAGAGAACGGAGUUUCCUUCAGUGAAGAACGUUUAAACCAGUUGUACCUGGAUGUUUGCAGAUUUUUCCCAAUCGCCCAUUUUCUAUGGUCUAUGUGGUCUCUAGUGCAAUUACAUCAUUCUUUUAUUGACUUUGAUUAUCUAGAAUACGCUGUUCAACGUUUUCAAGAGUAUAAAAAAUUCAAGAAGAAUAUUUACUACGCUUAAAAUGUCUACUUCAAGUGCUAUAGAUAAUCUAAGCACUGAAUGAUUAAUAACGAAGUUACCUGGUCAAGUCAUUUUUUAAUAGAAUGAUGAAAAUUUAAUUUAUUCGAAUAUUAUUGUCCAGAUAAGUACAUAAGUUGUACCUAUUUUUAAUGUCUACUUUACCAACGUAUGUGUGUCUAUAGCUGCAUACUACAGCUGCCCAGUAUAUUUUUAUCGUUUAUUACUUACUUGUUACGAAUUCCGUCUCAGUCACAUUUCAAGUUCUCUAAAUCAAAAUCAUGUUAUUCCCACCUUUUCAUAGAAUGAAAAAUAAAAAUACCUAUGUAUUAUACAUUGGUUUGAAGGACCUAUGAACCAUAUCAAAAAAAAAAAAAGCAUUCGCUGUUCAGUAUUUUAUUCGUUAAUUGCGUGUAAUUUUUUAUUCUAAGUACGAUUCUUGUCCUUGUUCAUUAUUUAUUUUUGACGAAUAUGUGCCAAAAUGUUUGAACUCCAUGUUGUUGGAUUCAAAAUGAAUGUGAUGUGUUGAUAAAUUGCUACUAUAGCAAUAACACCAUUUUUUUAAAAUCAAUUUUAUACACCGGUAGUAUUUUAAAUUUAAAACGUGCGCAGUCGUCACCACUUUUCAUUAAUCAUUAAUAAUUAUCUAUUUGUGAUGUUAUAUUAUUUAUUUUCUUUUGAUAUUAUUUAUUUAUUUCUUUUUUAAAUUUUUUUGUUUCGUUCUUUUUUUUUUGUAUUUUUGUAGUUAUACUACCUACUUGACGUCGUCGUUGAAUUGUAUAUUUGCGUGAUUGUGAUAAAAGAUUAUCCGCAAUGUUUAAUGUGCACGGCACAAAACAUUUUGUAGUGAUAAAUUUUACUGAAGUGUGUUUUCAAUAUGUUUGGAUGUAGUCGAUAUUGUCAUGACUAGACUGUCACUUCUGUUUAUUGUGCUGUGCUUCGCUUCCUUCAUGUAUUACUUAUAAUAUCAAUCAAAUAUAUUCGUUUCAAUUUUAA